Messenger RNA from Eleginops maclovinus (Patagonian blennie), 3257 nucleotides. RefSeq names its product ataxin 7-like 2a (gene atxn7l2a). The transcript is spliced from 11 exons. The record is from RefSeq and is a predicted model, not a curated record. Bases 731 to 3004 code for a protein of 757 amino acids. Lineage: Eukaryota; Metazoa; Chordata; Actinopteri; Perciformes; Eleginopidae.
GUUGUCUUCAAGAAAAAACAAGUGAUGCUUAUUGAGAUAGAGCCAUUAUAGUAUGUGUUUUAUAGCGGUGCUCAUGACACAAGCUGCCAGCCUUUAUUGGGCGUGUUUCAUCUUCGUGAAAGCAGCCGGGCAGCGGUGGCAUCACAGCGGAAGGAGGCUAGUGUAGAUGGUUGGGCGAGCAACUUCUUCCCGUGGAGAGCUAGCUAGCGAGCCAGACUAGAGACAAGGUAGUUAGCGUUAGCAUGCUAAUGUUAGCAGCAUCAGGGUUGAGAGUAGACACCGGUGACGGAGGAGGAGUCUGAUGUAAACGCUGGCCCUGCCUUUGAUAUGAGCUAACGUUACUCACUGUUCUUUCGCUUUAGAUCAGUGUUCUUUUGUGAUUGGCAGCCCCCCCCCCUAGCCUCAAUUUAACUCAUGUUAUCUUUGUGUAUGCGAAAGGAACUCUCAUAUGUUUGACUUCUGCCCAAAAAGUGCUCUUGCUCUUCCCAUCUUCAAGUGUGAACGCUCAUUCAUUGUCUGGCACCCCUUAAAGUGCUACUUUGUUCGCAACUCAAAUAUAAACUCCCUCCAGCCCAGAACACCUGAAGCUCCUGAUCGCUGAAAACUGACAUAAUGACUAUCAAUAGAAGGGUCAGCAGGGAAGCAGUUUACCUGCACAUUGUUACUUUAUGUAACCCAGGGCACCGAUGUAGGGGACUGCAACAAGAAUGGAAAAAAAGCUGCCGAGGCCAUGUCACUUAGUAAGGAGGACAUGUCCAUCUUCGGCCUGUACCCCGGCCAUGAUGACUUCUACCUGGUGGUGUGCAGCCAUUGCGGCCAGGUAGUGAAGCCGCAAGCGUUCGAGAAGCACUGUGAGCGACGGCACGGCCCGCUGGCCAAGCUGUACGCCCGACUGCGCUCCCCCACCCCUGCACCGCCACCCCAUCAGAGGCCCCACCACGGCCAUUCUCCUUCCCAUGGGACCAACGCUGCUUCCGCUUCAUCCUGGGAGAAUCGUGGCCAGGGGGCCGGGCAGCCGAAGCCAGCACCACCCCCACCUUCUCCUUCCACUCCACCGCAGUACAGACCUGCCAAGAACCCCAAGGAUGGAGUACGACAUUCCCCGCUGGAGAAGUCCUCCCACAGCGGCCACACAGAGUCACCAGUGUUCAAGCAGCCUCCGCCUCUGGAACCUCCUAUAAGCUCCCCCCCGCCAUCACUCAGAGACCCGCCCUGGCCACACGGAGGCACCCCGCCUGGUAGGCCUCCUCCCAGUGAUAGGCCCUCCACCCCGAAUCAGAAGAAGGAUUCCCCCCAGUCCUCGUCAAUUCCAAGCCACCGGGUACCCAGACCCUACAACAAAGUGGCCUCCAAGAGGGAGUGUGACUUGGACAAACACUGCGGCGUCCUUGACCCCGACAGGAAGAAGGUCUGCACCCGCCUCCUGACAUGCAAUUUCAGUAGAAGGUUGAGAGGAUUAAUUUCAGGAUCCAGUCCUAUCACCUUUGAUUUUGACCCAGUCCGUACACAUGACAGUGGAAAAAUCCACUCCGUCCACCAGCGGAGGAAAGUGAUGGGCCGCAGCAAGAACUUUAACGUGCUGGUGGCAGAACUGAAGACCAAGGUCCGGGAAAAAGGGGCCCAAUCCCUGGAUGGAAACUCCUCCGCUGGACGCUCCCCCAGCCCAGAGGCCCCCAUGGAACAGGCGGGGGCCCCACACUGCAGGAGACCCCUGGCCAGCCUCCCUGCUUUCAGUCGGGCAUCGUCUGUGUCGGAGAGCAACACGGAGGAGGAGCAGCAGGAUGAGUGGGGGGCCCCGUCACCUCUUUUCUAUGGAAAAGUCUCCAGUGAUGAAAGUGAAGCAGAGGGACCCGAGGAGCCCAAUGAGUUCCCAUCUUCUGCUGCACAUCCCAGACCUUUAGCGGUAUGUUCAUUUGGCGGCCAUGCUCUGGGUCAUGGCAUCUACACGUUUGACCGCAGACUCCACCACCUGAGGUCGGCUCUCAGCAGCAUGCUGGAGCAGCACAUCAGCGCACACCUCUGGAAGAAAAUACCUCAAGCCACAGAUCUCCAAUCUUCACCUUCCUCCGCCCGGAGCAUUUCCUCCUCCUCGUCGUCCUCCUCGUCGUCCUCCUCGUCCUCCUCCUCGUCCUCCUCGUCGUUACAUUCUAAGGUCCGCACAGGAAGUCAUAUCAGCUCCUCAAUCAAAACGGCCUCCUCUAUCUCCUCCUCCAGUCGAGGUCCAGGAAGACUCCAGACAGCCAUACAGUCAGAGAACUCUGGGGGCAGUGUGGGCUGCCUCGCUGGGGGUCACCUGCUGUCUCCGGGUAAGCCUGUGACGGUGCGUUCAGGGGGCUCCGGGCGACUCAAGAACCCUGUAGGGCGUCCCAGCAAGCAGACGAUGAAGCUGCGAGAGGAGGCCGCCACCGCUGCUGCCCAGCGCAAACGCAAAGCCCCCUCCCAGGAGGGGGAGCACUCAGGCCCCGACAGGAACUGUAUACUCCUCCAGGACCGGGGCCGCCCACCUUCUGCAGCCUCAUCCUCUUCUUCUAAAACCCCCAUUUCCUCACCCCUCACACAUGGACAGACCAAUGGCACACUUUCCCCCAGCGGCAAGCCCCGCCCCCAGCCCUCCCCGUCAGAAUCCCAUUCACGAGCCGCCAAGGCGGUCUGGACCUACAGACGGACACACACUCCUCUGGGCCAUUCCACACCCUCAGACCCCUCGUCCACCAACCACAACUCCCACAGCAGGGCCGGCGGGGGGGACUCAGGACUACACGGGCAGGGCGGUGGGAGGGGCUUUGAGCACCAGGGGCUUGUGAAGAAACGAAAAGGGGGCGGAAUGGAGGAGCACUCGCCCUCCUCCAAACCCUCAGUGCACCGCCCCCCCUCCUCCAGUUCCGGCCCUUCCUCCUCCUCUCCGCGCUCCAACUUUUAUCCCUGGAAGGAAAGCAAAGGGGGGGGGCUGGCUGGGGGCGUGGAGAAGAAACUGGGCACACAGAAGCCAAAACUGCACCAUUAAGUGUGCCUGCCUUACAAGAGGGAGCCCGCUCUGCUCAUUUCCAGACUGGGGCCACAGGACUCAAGUGUGGAUGUGUGUGUGGAUGAGUGUAUGUGUGCAGUAUGGAUGUGUUGGUGUGUAAGUCUGUUUGUAUGCGAGUGGGAGGGUGGGAUGAAAUUCAGAGUAUGGAUUUAAAAAUACCUCAAGACCAUCUGGUUAUGCUGCUAAAUUAAAUAUGUUUGUUUAUAAAAUUGGAUUAAAAAUGUCCUUUACA